AUGGUUGUUAGAACCAUCUAUAUUGCUAGGCAUGGCUACAGGUCAAAUUGGUUACCACAAGGUCCAUAUCCAUUACCACCAACAGGAGUGGAUAGCGAUGUCCCUCUAGCGAAACACGGUAUUGAUCAAGCGAAAGAGCUAGCUCAUUACAUUUUAUCCCUGGGGAAUCAACCUGAAAUGAUUUUCUCAUCUCCAUUUUAUAGAUGUAUUGAAACUAGUGAACCUAUUGCUGAUAUACUCGAGUUACCGAUUAACGUUGACGCUGGUUUAGGUGAGUGGUAUAAGCCAGAUAGAGAGGUUAUUCCGGUACCAGCACCAUUGGAGUCCCUGGAGAAUUUCUUCCCCCAGAAAUUGAACAAGAACUGGGAAUCUAGUGUGAUACCAAGUGAUAAAGGUGAGACUGAAGAGGAAUUGUACCUAAGGUGUAAAAACUUCUGGCCCAAAUUUAUCAGUAGAGUGGAAAAGGAUUUUCCCAACAUCGAGACUGUACUAUUGGUGACACAUGCUGCAUCAAAGGCCUCUCUGGGGAUGAAUUUGCUUGGGUUUUCCAAUUGGAGAGAACCGUUGGAUGAAGAUGGUAAUAUCAUCAGAAGUGGUAGUUGUUCAUUGGACAAAUUCGAAUUAGUCCCGUCAACUAGUGAUGAGGGUGAAGAGACUUUGCCAUUUGAAUCUAGACAAUGGAGAAUGACGAUGAAUGGUAAUACAGAAUUCUUAACUAAAGGUGAAGAGAUGAAUUGGGAUUACAGAAAUGCAUUUGAAGCUGGUUCAGAUGCAGAUAUGAAGUUGAGACGUGAGGCUGCUGCCGCCGCUGCUACGGAAGCUGCUGCUUCUGCGGCUGUUGAAGGUCCCUAUGAACAACCGACGGAAUCCGUUUAUGUCAGUGUAGAUUUACCCUCUAACAGUUACAGAGAAAGGGCAGAAAUCGACAGAACCGCAUCUUUACAGUACUCUGGAUUGAACACACCACAUCCAUUAUUUAAAAUUGGUAAUAAACUCUAUGAAGGUGAUUGGAAGAAAUUAGUAGGUACAGAAUUGGCAUUCUUAGGUGAAGCUGUAUUGAACAAGAAGUCAAGAGGUGAACAAUUAGAUAAGAAUGACGCUGAUGAUGCUGGCGAUGAAGUUGAAGGUGGUGAUGGUGAGUCUGGGGCAAAAUUGGAAUCAGAGUCUCAUCAGGAGAAGGAUGGUGAAAUGCAGCAAGAGGAUGAAGAGGAACAUUCAGAAAGGAUUUAUAGAAUUACCGAUAGGAUAGCUUUGACAAGAGUUCAACCUAUGUAA
Molecule: messenger RNA, 1275 nt
Organism: Zygosaccharomyces rouxii
Lineage: Eukaryota; Fungi; Ascomycota; Saccharomycetes; Saccharomycetales; Saccharomycetaceae
Exons: 1
Coding region: 1-1275 (424 amino acids)
Source: RefSeq, a predicted model, not a curated record